Messenger RNA from Dalotia coriaria, 2599 nucleotides. RefSeq names its product major facilitator superfamily domain-containing protein 6. Bases 935 to 2554 code for a protein of 539 amino acids. The transcript is spliced from 5 exons. The record is from RefSeq and is a predicted model, not a curated record. Lineage: Eukaryota; Metazoa; Arthropoda; Insecta; Coleoptera; Staphylinidae. Gene Ontology annotation, cellular component: membrane.
UGUACAUAAAAUUACCUUAACUUUAUGUGUGAUUAACAAAUAUAGCCCAUAAUCAGUAAUGUGAAUAAAGUGCUUCAAUGUUAAAUAUAACUAGAAAUAUCAUAGUAAACACCGAGUGCCAAAUGGAACGCAAUUUGGUAAUGACAUUGGGACCUCCCACUCACCAAAAACUUUUAUCGAAAUUUCUCGGGUCCGUUUUACCUGAACUUGGAUAUUUUCUUACCUGACAUUGAAUUUUUCGUCAAAUAUAAAGGAACUUCAAGCUAAAACUCAAAAAUUGAGUUGAAACUUGACCUUUUGAUAGAAAUUCUAUUAGUGCAGAGUGCGUUUGUUCUUCAAUGUGAUAACAAGUAUUAACUGAUAAGUGAUAAAUGAUAAGUGCCAGCUGAUACAAUAUACUUUAUCAAAGUUGCUAGUGCAUAUAAUAGACACACAGCAACACAAUGUUGCAAGUUCAGCCAGUUGUAAUAUUUUAUUAGUCUGCGACGCGUUUUGACAGCUUUUUCGAAAGUUAAUUACAUACAUUUAAUAAUAUUUUUCGAAACAGUUCAAGUUCAAUGUGUUACUUUGUAACAAUUUGAACAAAAGUGAAUUAAAUACUUAAUGCGUGGUGUGGAUAACAAUUAGAGCUGAUAUCAGCAGACUCAACACAUGUUGUAAAAUUUAAUCUCUUUAAUAUGAACAAGUCAUCAACACGAGGACCACAUGGAAAAUUUCAACUUGGCGGUUUUGAAUUUAUUCGAUAUUUAGUGUAAACGCAGUGAAGUGUAGUUUGUGUGAAGUUUAAUUGCGGAAGCAUUGAGCUGGAUGCAAUAACAUUGGUGACUCAUCUACACUAUUCUAAAUUGAUGUUGUAAUAGUGUAUCAACAUAAAAAUAGACUGUAAUAUCUUGCGAGUUACUUAAUAAUAAAGUGAGCAAGCGAAACGUGCACAAUGGGACGAAUUAAAGUCAAUGUUGAUUUGCUGCCCAUCAAAAGUCAUUAUUUUUUCUUUAUGGCUGCAAUGGGUCCGAUUUUACCCCAAAUGUCAGUCUACGGAAAAGAAAUGGGCAUCAGUUCCGUAGUAAUGGGUACAGUCACCGGUAUACUCCCCAUAUUAUUUCUCAUAGCCAAACCAAUAUUUGGUAUCAUCGUCGACGUGUAUCGCAAGCAUCGAAAAACAAUUUUUCUUUGUCUCAUCGCCACAAUGGCGGUUUCCUUCGCCAGCAUCUACGUACUACCACCCCGCGCAUUGGAAACCUACACAAUCACCAAGGAGUGUCAACAGAUGGACACAUGUAAUGUCACAGAACUACAUGUAACAAAUGCAAACGAAUGUAAUAAUUCCACCAUUGAAAUGAUCUGCACAUGCGCAAUAGAUCCAGUCAACCAUAUUGAACUUCCGUUAACUCGUCACAUCGCAGAUAACUUGAUUUUGAAUCAAACCGAAAAUAAAUAUUGCACUUCUGCUAAUUUAACUGCAGUCUGUGGUGGUUAUUCAAAAGAAUGUCAAUGGAAAUGUGUUGAAAAUACGGAAAGCAACAGUAGUUGCUUGUAUAAAACAUGGCAGUUUUGGUACUUUAUUAUUUUGAUGUCCAUUGGAAUGAUUGGCUUCAAUGUGACGAAUUCAAUAAGCGAUGCGAUUUGUUUUGAUGUGAUUGGUGAUGAAUAUGACUACGGAAAACAACGCGUUUGGGGAACUAUUGGUUUUGGCACAACAGCAUUCAUUUCCGGAUAUUUCGUCAACUGGGCAUCGAAUGGUACAACAACGUAUGGACCUGCGUUUUUGAUUAUGUUGUUAUUUACUGGUCUGGAUUUAUUUGCGUGUUCAAAACUAAAGUUGCCUGUGAUGGAAACCCCUGAAAAUAUCUUCAAAGACCUCUGCAAUCUACUCCAAAACAGACAUACUGUAGUCUUCGUGACAUUUUCUGUAUUUGCUGGAGUUUUAGACGGUUUUAUAGUAUAUUUCCUCUUUUGGUACUUGGAAGAUUUGGCGGUUACAAGCAACACCUCACAAAUAAAACUAAUCGAAGGACUUAUUGUUGCUGCUGAGACUUUAGGAGGAGAAGUUAUUUUCUUCUCGAUCUCCGGGAAGAUUCUAGAACGUUUUGGACACGGGCAUUGUUUCAGUAUGUGUUUUAUUAAUUAUGCUCUAAGACUGGGACUGAUUUCUGUGGUGCCAUCACCAUGGUGGGCUAUUCCUGUGGAGUUUCUUCUUCAGGGACCUACAUACGCAUUGACUUACACUACUAUCGUUGCGUAUGCUAAUGCAAUAGCUCCUCCUGGAGCAUCAGCCACUAUGCAAGGCAUUGCUGCAGGAAUGGACGACGGUUUUGGUUAUGCUAUUGGUAGCCUUCUGGGAGGUUUCCUCUAUCAGACUGUGGGUGGUCAGCAAGCAUUUCAAGUAUUUUGCGUUCUUGGACUUGUCUGCAGUGUGACACAUCUAUUUUUAUACAAAUAUUUCCUCCAGCAUCACAUAUCUCCGGAUAGACAACAAAAUGGCGAAUAUAAAUCACCUGGAGAAGCAGCGCUUGCGCUUGAUGACACAUCAACAGCUAGUAUACACUGUAUAUGAACUUUGACAAAGACAUAAAUUAUACUUUAGUUUUUAUUUCCACAA